UCCAACAGAAAGUCCAGAAGGGAGCAUAACAAGUUCAAUCUCAUGGCAAAGAGGAGCAUUUCAUGUUUCCUUCUUGUUUUGGUGUCACUACUUGCGGUAGCUUUGGCAGAGGCGACAACAGAAUCGCCGGCUGUCUACAUCUUCGGGGACUCAAUCCUUGAUGUUGGGACUAAUAACUACAUACCUGAAUGCCUCGCAAAGGCAGAUUUCUAUUUCAACGGCAUUGAUUUCCCUUACUCGGAGCCAACGGGGAGGUUCAGCAAUGGUCUUAACACUGCUGAUGAAAUAGUGAGGCUGUUGGGUCUGCGGAGGAGUCCACCACCGUUUCUCCAGCUUGUCAAUGAUCCGUUGACUUUCAGGAAGAAUAUACUAAAGGGCGCCAACUUUGCCUCUGGAGGAUCCGGCAUUUUGAAUAGUACUGGACAGUAUCAAUACAUAAGGGUCAUAUCCAUGGGGGAUCAGGUCCAACAAUUCUCAACCGUUCGAUCAAAUAUCACAAAUAUGACGGCCAGUGAUGCAGCAACCGAUGCCAUUCUUUCCAAAGCAUUCUUUCUUAUCAGCGUUGGCAGCAAUGACAUCUUCGAGUACCUGCUUAACAUCACCAGACCACCAAUGACCAUACCGGAGUUCAAUGCCACCCUCGUAUCCACAUAUGAAUACCAUUUAAAGACUCUAUACGAGCUUGGCGCCCGAAAGAUAGGUAUCUUAACCGUUCCACCGAUCGGGUGCACACCAAUUGCUCGAGCUAGAGCCAAUGGUAACUGUUCCGAGCCAGCUCAGCGGUUUGCGCAAGCAUUCUAUACAGAGGCAGUGGCCUUACUAGAAAAGCUUAGCUCCCAAGUCCCAGAUUUAAGGUAUUCGCUGGCCAAUACGUAUUUGAUGACCACCGGUAUGAUGGAAAAUAUGUUCGCCUUCGGUUUAAGGGAUAUUACAUCGGCUUGCUGUGGAAAUGGAACGUACGCAUGCAAUCAAACGGCUAGUUUUUGUUCUAACCGUGACGAAUACUUGUUUUGGGACCAGUUUCAUCCGACACAGCGAGUUUCGGAGUUGGCAGCCUUAACACUAUUCGGUGGAUCAGAAUCGUUUGUGGCUCCCAUGAAUUUCAGUCAGUUGUUGGGGGUUAACAUUUAGGAACCAUCCCCCGCAAGCACACAGUCUCGCAUCUUAAUAUUGUUUUUUAACACAUGAAAGAGUGAAUUUGGGAGGUUCAUUCGACCGCUCCAAUCCAAACAUGCGAUUCCAAUAGCUAUUGGGUCGACCUGUUUGUCCUUACACUUCACGUUCUCAACCUACUCAACUUAAAUAAGAUCAUAUAUGUAAUUUGCAAUAAUCAAGUGGACUACCAUUUUUAACGAGAUGCGAGACAAGUAUUUUCUACACUAUUAUA
Gossypium raimondii (Peruvian cotton) is the source of this 1387-nucleotide messenger RNA. RefSeq names its product GDSL esterase/lipase At5g33370. Gene Ontology annotation, molecular function: hydrolase activity, acting on ester bonds. Lineage: Eukaryota; Viridiplantae; Streptophyta; Magnoliopsida; Malvales; Malvaceae. Bases 43 to 1131 code for a protein of 362 amino acids. The record is from RefSeq and is a predicted model, not a curated record. The transcript has 5 exons.